UCACCCAGACCGACGGAAAUGGCCCUCAAUCGCACCAGCAAACUCACCACCUGGUUCCCCCAGGCCCAGCAUCCCAUCAUCAUCAGCGCCCCGAUGCUGGGCACCUCCAACGCCACCCUCGCAGCCGAGGUCUCCAAGGCAGGCGGGAUUGGUAUAAUCCCAGCGGGCUUCAACUUCGCCCCCUCCUCCCCGCACCUCUCCGCCCUGGACGAGCAACUCACCACUGCCCGCACCGUCCUCGACCCCAUCCUACCACCACCACCACCCCCUUCCGAUGCCCCCGGCCCAACCCCCCAACCACCACCGCUGCCCCGCCUCCCCGUCGGCGUGGGCUUCAUCCUCUGCGACCCGGCCCGCUCCUUCGCGCGCCACUUCCUCGCCACCGCCCUGCCCCUGCUGCGGCGCCACCGGCCCGCCGCUGUGUGGCUGUUCGCGCCGCUGCCGGAGGACGAGGACGAGGACGCAGCCGGCGACGGCGAGGACGACGGCAGCGACGGCGGUGACGGGGAUGACGGGACGGUGGUGCUGGCCCGCGUGGUGGCGGCGCUGAAGCGCGAGGGGUUCCUGGUCAUGGUGCAAGUCGGCACGGUGGCGAGCGCGGCGCGGGCGGUGGCGCACGGGGCGGACGUGCUGGUCGUGCAGGGCGUGGAUGCCGGCGGGCACCAGUUUGCUGCCGGGGCCGGGGUGGUGAGCUUGGUGCCUGAGGUGGCGGACUGGUUGAGGCGGGAGGGGAAGGAGGGGGAGGUGGUGGUUGUGGCGGCCGGGGGGAUUGUGGAUGGGCGUGGGGUGGCGGCUGCGUUGGCGUUGGGGGCUGAGGCGGUGGUGAUGGGGACCAGGUUCAUCGCGGCGGAAGAGGCCUGGACGCCCGAGUUUCGGAAGAAGCUCAUCCUUGAAGCGACAGACGGCGGACCGUCAACUGUCAAAACGUCCGUCCUCGACGACAUCCAGAGCACAGCUAUCUGGCCGGGCAUCUACGAUGGUCGUGGCCUCAUCGGCAAGUCCUGGCAGGACCACCUCGCAGGAAUGUCUGUGGAAGAGAACAUCCGGCUGUUCAAGGAGGCGGACAAGGCUGGGGACACGUCGCGGAAGAUCACCUGGGCGGGCACCGGCGUGGGCUUGGUCAGAGACGUGCGGCCGGCCGGGGACAUCGUCAGGGAGGCAAGACAGGACGCCAUUGACAGGAUCCGGAGACUGCAAUCUGUGGUGUAG
Messenger RNA from Thermothielavioides terrestris NRRL 8126, 1209 nucleotides. RefSeq lists its product as uncharacterized. NCBI's taxonomy places the organism in Eukaryota, Fungi, Ascomycota, Sordariomycetes, Sordariales, Chaetomiaceae. The transcript has 6 exons. Gene Ontology annotation, molecular function: nitronate monooxygenase activity. The record is from RefSeq and is a predicted model, not a curated record. The annotation marks the transcript as partial.